UCCAGCUGCUUCACAAACUUGGACCGCUGCCUCUCCGUUCGUGGCGACCCAGCGCGCCCAGCAGGCUUUCCUCCAGCUUUCGCCCCCCCCCCCCCCCCGUGACAUGCUGACUUAACGAUGUGGCGGACGGUGCCCCAGAACUAUUCUUUUUUUAUGAUUUGUUACUAAACGAUCAUUCAGAUCAACUUUUUCCUCAGCUGGCGAAGAUUUGAUUUUACGCGUGGGAGCGCGCAUGGAAUAAGCUUUUUUUUAAUUGAUAGAUAGAUAUUGGUACACAGCUCCGACUUGGAGGCUAUGCUCUCCUUUCUCAACCUGCUUCUGGUCGCCGAAAUGGAAUUGUGAACCAUGUGGACCUGAGGUCGCUGCAGCUCUCCGCGCGGUUCGUUACGGAGAAGAGCUGCCCGAGGAUGGCGGGCGCGAGCCGGGAGUUACCCGUGAACUCCUCGCCGGCGGUGGCGUCCAACGCGGAGGGCGACGAGAUUGAGGUUUUGGAAAGCACCGACGUUCUCCCCGUCGCUCCAGAGGACCAAUGGAAGUCUCUGUUUGACAAGUAUGACCCAGAUAAUUCGGGCUUCAUCAGUACGGAGCGGUUCAGGGACCUGCUGGCGACCUACGGCUCCGAGCUCGACCCCCACAAACUAGAAGUCCUACUGGCCCUCGCCGACGGUAACGCCGACGGGAAGAUCUGCUACCAAGACUUUGUCAACCUGAUGAGCAACAAGCGCUCCAACAGUUUCCGGAGGGCCAUCCUGCAGGGGGGCCGGCAGCUGAAGGGCUGCAGUCUCAGAGACGAGGCGGGUUUGGGCCUGUCCCAGCGGCUGAUCCGACACGUCGCCUACGAGACGCUGCCCCGCGAGGUUGACCGCAAGUGGUACUUUGACAGCUACACCUACUGUCCCCCACCUUGGCUCAUCCUGGCCAUUACCAUUGCUGAGGUGGCCGUGUUCAUGUACUACGGCUUCCAGCUGGACCGCUUGGUCCUGCAGGUGUCCAGCCCGUCUUUCCUGAAGAGCCCCUUGCCUUACCACCCGCAGCUACGCGCCCAGGCCUGGAGAUACCUGAGCUACAUCUUCAUGCACACUGGGAUUGAACACCUGAGCCUGAACAUGGCCAUGCAGCUGCUGGUGGGAGUCCCUCUAGAAAUGGUCCACGGAGCCCUGCGGAUUGGACUGGUCUAUGCGUGUGGUGUGCUGGCAGGGUCUCUGGCAGUGUCUGUCACCGACAUGACGGCUCCAGUGGUCGGCUCAUCCGGGGGGGUGUAUGCUCUGGUCUCGGCACAUUUGGCCAAUGUGGUCAUGAACUGGUCGGGAAUGAAGUGCCAGUUUAAGUUAUUCCGGAUGGCCAUGGCCCUGGUUUGCAUGAGCGUGGAGUUCGGCCGGGCGGUGUGGCUGCGCUUCUAUCCGCCGGCGUUUCCCCCGUGCCCCAACCCCAGCUUCGUAGCUCACCUGGGAGGGGUGGUGGUGGGCCUGACGCUGGGUGUGGUGGUCCUGCAGAACUACGAGCAGCGGCUCCAGGAGCAGUCCCUGUUUUGGAUCUUCUUCUCGGUCUACGCCUUGUUCGUGCUCUGCGCUGUCUUCUGGAACAUCUUCGCCUACGGGCUGCUCGACGUGCGACUGCCCCCGACGCCCUGACCCGCUCGUCGGAGGCCGGCCCACGAGCCGCAUUCCCUUCAUUCCUGACCGCCGGGUUGGAGGAGUCGCCUGAGCCUGGUGGUGGGGUUGUCGAGGCAGCCGCCCCUCGUCCUGCAUCCUGCUCUCUGACGCAGGGAGGCCCUCGACGAGCAGCAAACCCUCGCUUUCGGUCUCCUCAUACCUUUCUCGGCCCACCUGACCCCCUUUUCUGGUGAAGCUGUGCCGUCGUUUUCGGGCUUUCAGUGCAACCUGACCUUUGCUUGCUCUCUGUCUACUUCUCUGUUGCACAUUUGUCCCGAGCGGAUCUGUCUGUGGGACUUUUGUUGCCAACACAACGACGAAUGAGAAGCCUCGGGUCGAACUCAGCAGAAACCGGCAGGAACAGCGCGGUCAACAUAGUUUAACCUUCCCCCGCCUCUCCCCCCCCCCGAUCCAACGGUGCCUUCUCAUGGAGAUGUCAGCCUGGUAAAAGUGUUUCUGCACAGUUGCCUCUCAUGUGGGGUGACGGCCGUGAAACCCUGCGGCGCAGUUGGUUUUCAGACAGAAGUGUUGCCUGAAAGUCCUGUUAUCUGUCUGCACCCCCUUCGCCAAUAAAUGAAAAGGUCAUAUAAUAAUUUAGCCUGAGUUGGUGUUUUGUCAUCGUUACAUGCAGCUCAUGAGCGUGAGAGAUUUAGAUGAAGCAGGCAGCAGGAUGGCCAAACAUCAGAGAGCAUGGAGUAUACAGGCUACAGCAACCUCUGAAAGAUGAUUUAGAAUUUGGAGCUCAAACUUGUCUUUUGUCUUUUUUUUGUGUGCAAGUGGUGUGAAAAUUGUACUAUUGUGCGAACAGAAAAAAAAAGAAGAAAAAAAAGAGCAGCAGCAGCAGCAGAAGUGCCAUUCAGACUUUUCCUAAGCUUUCCAAAAUGAUGCCAAAACAUUGCUACAAGCACUGAGGGGGAAGAGCACAUCCCCGGCCAGGAUCCGCUUUUAAGCAAGAAAAACAAAUCUUUGUCCAUAAGGAGUCGGUCAUGUGUAACAUAAGCUGGUGGUGAUCUGUAACGGAUCUCUCACUGACACCCUUUUUGUUAUUUUGUUAUCCCUUCUGGAUAUUUGCAGUAGGGGGGGGGGGGGUUGUGAUUGGUUGACAAUAUCAAAGAUGUUGAGAGGCAGUGAAUUAAAGAGGGGUUACGCGUUCAACUUUAAGGGUUUUUUUUCUCAUUACCAAAUACAGAAGAGCACACAUGCCUGACCUCGACUACAUCCAGGCUGGGGUCGUUUCACUCCCAUAUCGGGAGUCCAUAGAGGAAAGAGGUAAAUCAAUGCUCCCUCAUUACUUCCUGUCACAACCUAAAUUGUUAAUUCAUGGAACCGGGAUGGGAAACGACUCCAGUACUAAGCUGUCAAUCUCAUACGUUACUGUACUUUAACCUCAUUUUAUGCCGGCAACUGCUUUGGACAAACAUUAUUAUAACGUAAUUGUAAACAGAUUAAUAUUUUAUCAUGCAGUUUUUCUGUGAAGUGUUUGGUCGGUCUGAAAUGUGAUACGCUAGCUUUACCCUGUAUGUGUCCUAUUCAAAAGUUGGUUCAAAAUGGUUCCGGAGUUGUAUAUAAUAACGUUUAUGACACAGUGAGGGGUACAUUGUUGAUAAUAUUUUAACAUUAUGCAUAUUUUGUAGAUUUUAUAUGUACAUACUGGAGUACAUUAAACACUUUUAUAC
Pungitius pungitius (ninespine stickleback) is the source of this 3328-nucleotide messenger RNA. It is a transcript of the gene rhbdl3, whose product is annotated as rhomboid, veinlet-like 3 (Drosophila). Gene Ontology annotation, cellular component: membrane. Bases 408 to 1631 code for a protein of 407 amino acids. NCBI's taxonomy places the organism in Eukaryota, Metazoa, Chordata, Actinopteri, Perciformes, Gasterosteidae. The record is from RefSeq and is a predicted model, not a curated record. Gene Ontology annotation, molecular function: calcium ion binding; serine-type endopeptidase activity. The transcript has 9 exons.